Messenger RNA from Acanthochromis polyacanthus (spiny chromis), 3857 nucleotides. RefSeq names its product adipocyte plasma membrane associated protein (gene apmap). Lineage: Eukaryota; Metazoa; Chordata; Actinopteri; Pomacentridae. The record is from RefSeq and is a predicted model, not a curated record. Bases 564 to 1802 code for a protein of 412 amino acids. Gene Ontology annotation, biological process: biosynthetic process. Gene Ontology annotation, molecular function: strictosidine synthase activity. The transcript has 11 exons.
UUGUAAACAGAGAGCUUCAUCACUCACAUGUCGUGGCUGCGUGUGGCGCAUGCAUGUCAAUGAAGAUAUGAAACUAUGACGCUAGCGUUUCUGAAAAGCAGCGGAUCGCCCGUACACACGGAGCUGCGUAAACAGAAUUUCAAAAUCUUUACACUCUGGAACCCUUUUCAAAAAUGAUCGUUUACAGACCCCAAAACGCCGUCUUCGUGUGGAUGAUACGCAGAUUCAGUUCUCUGUGAAGAAGAAUGUGGUGGGAGCCUCCUUCCUGUCUGAUGGAUUUUCUCCUGUACGUCAGAGACUGGAUUCAUUCUCUGAUUGGACACCAUGAAGCAUCCGACGAUGCAACUAAUGUUCAUCUGUCUGCUUCAGCUCCAGAUGUUUCCUUCUAACCUCAGGGGGAGACUCACUGACGUCAGCCGCAGAUAAAAGCGUCACAGAAGAAGUCGGGACUUCUGGUUUCUCCCGGGACAGUGUUCGCUGCUGUGUCCGCUUCUGGAGCUCCGUUCCCGGAUAAACUCCUCACGUCGCCCCGUUGCAGAACCACAACCGGAACCGAGUCCAACAUGAACGAGGCGGCGGGUCUCCGGUUCCGGAGGCUGCACAGACCGACGGUCAUCACCGAUGAGCUGCCGGAGCUGCGGUACAAGGGGGCCGGGACCUACAGCGGGAAGGUGUUCCAGGUGACGCUGGUGUCUCUGGGAGGAUUCCUGCUGUUUCCUCUCCUCGUCAUCAUCCUCAUCCUCGAGUCUCCAAUUCAACCCGACGUGUUCAGUCUGAAGGAGCCGCCCCUGAUGAAGGGCUGCUGGGAGCCCAACCUGAAGCUCCGAGAAGCUCAGAGGAUCUUUGAGGAUCAGAUUAUCGGACCAGAAUCCAUCACCAACAUUGGAGAAGUUUUCUUCUCUGGAACAGCUGACGGCAAAAUCGUGAAGCUGAUUGGACGAAGAAUCCACACAGUGACGAGACUGGGGAAGCCACCAUGUGGAUCCAGAGAGGAGGAGUCCAGCUGUGGUCGUCCACUGGGCCUCAGGGUCGGGCCCAACGGGACUCUGUUUGUAGCCGACGCCUACCUGGGUGUGUUCCAGGUCAACCCCACCACAGGUGAGGUGACCCGAUUGGUUGCUGGCGGUCAGGUGGUUGCCGGGCGGCAGCUGUCGUUCAUUAAUGACGUGGCGGUGACGCAGGACGGGAAGAAGUUGUACUUCACCGACUCCAGCAGCAGGUGGCAGCGCAGAGACUACCUGAAUCUCAUCAUGGAGGCCACCGCGGACGGCAGAGUCCUCGAGUUGGACAUGGAGACCAGAGAUGUGACCGUUGUCAUGGAGAAUUUGCGAUUCCCAAACGGUAUCCAGCUGCUGCCGGACGAAGAGUCGGUUCUGGUGGCAGAGACCACCAUGGCCCGCAUCCGCAGGGUCCACGUUGCUGGUCUGAAUAAGGGUGGGAUGGACACCUUCAUGGACAACCUGCCCGGUUUUCCCGACAACAUCCGUCCCAGCUCCAGCGGAGGCUACUGGGUGGCCAUGUCCUCCGUGAGACCCAACCCUGGCUUCUCCAUGCUGGACUUCCUGUCCCAGAGACCCUGGAUCAAGAAGCUCAUCUUCAAGCUCUUCAGUCAGGAGGUUCUCAUGAAAUUCAUUCCUCGCUACAGUCUUGUGGCAGAGCUCCACGAUGGAGGCGUCUGCACCCGGAGCUUCCACGACCCCAACGGCCUGGUGGCGGCGUACGUCAGCGAGGUCCACGAGCAUGACGGGAACCUGUACCUGGGAUCCUUCCGCUCGCCGUACAUCGCCAAGCUGAAGAUAUAGAGACACCGAGGAGGUGGAGGAAUGACCUUCAGGCUGGUCCACCUGAUGGACAUCCAGUGAGGAUGAGUGGUCCCUGUAGCGCCCCCUACAGGACGUCUGCUGAACAUCAAGUGGAAGGUGGAACGAACUCUGAGGAUCAGAAACCUUUGGUGAUCAGAUCUCCUCACAUUUCUAAACUAUAAUGUCUGAAACCCAGUGAUUGACUGAGUGUAAUUUAAAGUUUGUGAUUGGCUGAGUUUAAUCUAAAAUUUGUGUUUUAACUUUUAACCUUUUCUUUGUUUGGUGAAAAUGUUCCUGUCAAGUUCAGGAGAACGUCUCAUGGUAUUUGGUUGUCUGAAGGUUUCCAUCGACUCUCACAAAGACUUGCUCUGUGUCACUAAACGUCGCUCACUAGUUAGCGCAAGCUAAUUAGCUUGUAGACUCGCUAGCAUGCUUCCUGCUCGCAGGUUAGCUUGUUAGCUCUGUGACUAGAGCAUGUUAUUGUUGACUAGCUAGCCUGUUAGUCUGCUUUUCUUUCUAUUUAUGUUCUCGUUGGCUAACAGGUGACCUCACAGUGUUCCUAGAGCUAAUGCUAGCAUGCUAGCUGGUCUGGCUAAGGUCUGUAGAUAAAAAUGUUUCUGUUUCAUUUGUAACUACUGAAAAUGUAUGAAAACUUCCUGCUGAUGACUUCGACCUUCAUUUUAGUAAAACCAGAAACUAAUCUGUUAAAGUUCAGGUAGUUUGUUUGUUUGUUAGCGUGACAUCAGAGACCGGUUGCUGCAGCGUUACCAUGUUAGCAGCCGGUGAUGAUUUAACAGCAGUUUGUUCUUUAUUGACUCAGAGAUGUUUGGAUUCUGUUUAUCAGCUGAUUCUGACCAACAGUAGAACUCCAGAGUUAGUGAAGAUACCUGUACAGGUGUUCACACUGCUGCUAACUGUCGCUCAGUGCUCGCUAACCGCUGCUAGCAGUGGAUCAUUCCUCCUCCAGUAACUGCAGCUGAAUGUGGCUAAACAGCUUUUUCACAACUCCUGUGAAAAAGCUGCAUUUAGCUGCAUUGAGCUGCAGCAGAUCUACCCAAAGUGGAGUAAAGUGAGAGCGUGUCUGUUUCUGGUUUAACUGAGGGUUUAGAGUUUUGUCUGGAGGUCAUUCAGCAUCACAUUAGUCUCUGUCAUGGUGCCCAAUACUAGUUAAAGUCCCACAAUGCUCUCUGCUACACAGAAACCUCCUCAGAUCCACAUGUAACUAACUGAGCUAACAGUCAUUUGAACGUUCAGGAAGUUCUGAAGGUUCCCGGAGGUUCCUGAAGGUUUGUGAAGGUUUCUGGAGGUUCCUGAAGGUUUGUGAAGGUUUCUGGAGGUUCCUGAAGGUUGGAAUUGUCCACUGAAGCUUCGAUGGUGUUUCUGUUCUUUUAUCUAUUUUAGGAACACGUUUUGUCUCCCGUCGCCUAGCAACACCAAAGAGAACUGAUUGGUUGUGGUCCAGUCAGAUGGUUUAAACAGGGUCCAUUCAUCUGAAGAUCUCAUGGUUCAAGGGUUAGGGUUAGAAUUAGUUAGAGUUCAGGGUUUCUGAACACCAGAAACAAAUCAAUGAAGUAUUUCAGGUUUCAGCAUCAGAGACAGAACAAAUGAAACUCCAUCCUUAGUUCAGGUUCUUCAGCUCUUCUUUCAGGAUCUCAGCCUCUAAUCCAGGACUGGUCCAUCUCUGAUCUCCACCCUGAGCUCCUCCAUUCACGAGUCUAAAAGUCCAGCAGAAACAAACCUUUAAAACGUCUCAUCUGAGGAACUGAAGAUCUUUGAUAGGUUUCUCCAGAAUGUCGUUGAGUUCCUGAGUCAAACUAAAAUGGAUGUAAAUGAAGCAGCUGAUCAGUUUUACUGUUUGAAGCUUCAUCAGAUAUUUCAGAACCAUCCUGGAUCAUUUCUGCUUUACUCAUAGAACCCGUUAGUUUCUAGUCCAGACUGAGUUUAUUCCAGUUUGAAAAGAGCUGCUGUUUAUUAGAGGUAAGCAAAUCUUCUGCUUUGUGUUCAUCUGGUUUUUAUUUUCGAUGUUUUCUGUUGAAUAAAAUCUGCUGAUUGGUC